Gregarina niphandrodes is the source of this 555-nucleotide messenger RNA. Its product is annotated as putative reverse transcriptase. The record is from RefSeq and is a predicted model, not a curated record. Bases 1 to 555 code for a protein of 184 amino acids. The transcript is spliced from 2 exons. NCBI's taxonomy places the organism in Eukaryota, Apicomplexa, Conoidasida, Eugregarinorida, Gregarinidae.
AUGAUCUACCGACAAUGGAUCGACAACCUACUGACACAAGGCAAACUCAAACAGCUUAACCAACGACCGAACUUCACACUACCAGUUAGGAUAGUGAAUGAACGCGUGACCCACGACUGCAGACCACUACUACCUUUCAUUACCACUGACGGCCGAUUCCCCAACGUACAGAGUUGUUGGCCAAUCGUCGCAUGGGCCGCGCAGCAACCAUACCUGGCUAAGAUAGACCUGACCAAAGCCUUUCACUCGAUACCACUGGCGCAAGACCAGAUCGGAGCGUACGCAUUCGAACUAGACGGCAAGUACUAUGCCUAUACAACCAUGCCGAUGGGCGCUACUAACGCACCACGACACUUCCACCACGUCAUGGGGAAGAUACUCAGCCAUCUGCCGUUCGCCAGCGAGAUACGCUACUACCAAGAUGAUAUAUUCAUCUCCGCCACCGACCAACGACAACUCAAAUACCGAUACGAACAGGCUAUCAAAUACCUCAACAACUGCCACUUUCAAAUCAAUCAUACCAAAUCGCAACUCAAUCAAACAACCUACCGCUGA